Molecule: messenger RNA, 1014 nt
Organism: Phoenix dactylifera (date palm)
Lineage: Eukaryota; Viridiplantae; Streptophyta; Magnoliopsida; Arecales; Arecaceae
Source: RefSeq, a predicted model, not a curated record
ACAAGCCACCAGAUGACCAGACCCGUAUCCGAUUCCCAGUAAAUCAGUCCUCCACUCCUCUCUCCCCAAACCCUAACCACUCGUCGGAUCCCCUUCCCUCCAAUCCAAUCCCGAUACUGGGGAAUCCUCGAAGCCAAAUCCCAAUGGCGUGCAAUCCCAGCGGCUCCUCCUCCUUCGAUCACCUUCUCCUCCAAAGCCUCAUGGGCCGCCUCCAGCUCCGCCCCCCGUACCUCGACACCAACUCCUUCCUCUCCCACAGCCUCGACGACUUCCUCCUCCGCGAUGAGCUCCCCUCCGACGACGAAGACGACGAGGAGGAGGAGGACGGCGAGCUCACCGCCUUCUCUGGGGACGGUGCCAGGCACCGGCGCCACAUCGGCAAGGAGGAGGCCCGAUUGGAGAAGGAAAUCAUCAAAAUUGUCCACUCUGGCAAUGCCAAGGAGAAGCUCAAGGCUAAUUCCGGCCAAUCCGUGUCCAUCGGGGACCACGACAUCUGCAUCGGGGCCCACGAGGAGCCGGGAUCCGAGUACCGGGUCUGGGAGUGGCACGGCCACAUCAUGCUGUUUGACGAGGAGAACGGGUACUCGGCCGAAUACAUCUAUGGGAAUUACUUCGAGCGGCUGCCGGACAAGAAGGGAGGAAGGAAGGAUGAAGAGGAGGAGGACGACGAGGAGGGGACGAAGGUCAAGGCUGGAGCAAAUUCUGGACUACGAGAUCUGAUCGGGGAUUCGAAGGAUCCCGUUGGGAAUGGGGAAGGGAGGGUGCUCCACCGGAACUCUCGGAAUUCUGGGACGGCGGCGAGGUAAUGGACGAGGGUGAUAUCUGUUACCGAGGAGAUGGAAUUUGUCAAGAAUGUAUACAGUCAUCCACAGUUUUUGCAUCCAGAUGUUAUUCCGUAUCGGUGACCCACUAAACUUAUCCCAUAUCUUGGAUGCUCUGUGUUUGUAAUAUUAUAAUCUGGAUUUAGAAGUUACUCUCAUGGUUUUAAUAGUGAAUAUUUGUGAUUUGUGUUUA